Messenger RNA from Amoebophrya sp. A25, 4017 nucleotides. NCBI's taxonomy places the organism in Eukaryota, Dinophyceae, Syndiniales, Amoebophryaceae. The record is from the annotation of a GenBank genome assembly.
AGCUUUGACCCAGCUUCACAAGUAGUUGUUCUCCUUGUUUUCUCCUUCGCUCUCAACAGCUUUUUCCCCACUCCUUCUUGCGGUCGAUCCGGCCGUUUUCCUUGGUAAACACAUAGAUCAAAGAAGAAGUCAGUGAUACUGAAGAUAACUCAACGACCGCUGAUUCAUCUCGUUGGUUCGAAGGAUUCAAAGAAUUCGUAACUUUGUUUUGAUUCACUUUUAGAAGUCUUAUUAAUUAUAGUUUUCCAUUUCUUGAGAGCACGUAGGUGUUCUCGAACAUUAUAAUGCUGAUGUCGGGUUUUCAACCGCCGGAGAGGCGGCCGUUGCAAACCACAAUGCUGCCGCAGUUCCAGUUUGGUGGUGAGAGUCUGGCUCUGCGUGUGAUGUAUGGCGGCAACCUGGGAAAAUUUUUGGCUGAGGUCCCACUGUUCAAGAGCAUGUCCCCGGCAGAUCUUUCCCAAUUGGCGCAAAACAUGGAAAUUAAGACUUACCAACCGGGUACGCCAAUUUUCAGCUUGGGCGACCUUGGUGACUGCUUCUAUGUUGUUUUGCAGGGUGAAGCAGAAGUCCGGGUUCCCGACCAGACCUGGCUCAAGGUGGGCCAAGAAGCACAGUUGGCUGUACCAACCAAGAUUGCGGGCCAAGUUUACCCAAAAGGUACCUUUCCGCUUAGCUCCGCAUCAAUACAUAUCAACACUAGAAGAGGAAGAACUAGAAGUACUGUAUGCUCAUUAUACUUACAUACACAAAUGUAGCUAGUCGUACAACACGGUGUACGAGACCUUGCAGUUCCGCGGCUGUCUUUUUUCAGGCGAUACUAGAGCUAUUAUAUAUAAGUAGUUAAAAAGAUAUAAUUCGCGUUGAUAAUCGCCGCGAUGAUCAGAUUCCGGAGUGGUCCUUGGCUUCUUGAUGGAGCCACCGCUUUUGAUUUUCUAUCUCAAUAUUCAUCUUAUUCUUCACAAUGCUUGAUCAAACAAUCUGUUUCAGGAACCAAGGGUGUAGUAGACAAAUAUGAAGGAAAGCGUGGAUACCCUUACACCUUCCGAACGCAAGAUAACAUGCGCGGCCGUGUGGCUGAGCAUGAGUUGGGGCCAAUCGAUGGCGCUCCACCGCACGCAGAAAAGUUCAUCGCGCUUCUCAGGUAAUUUACCCUUUCUACGGGGACUUGUUCGCACUUAUUACUAGGAGAUGACGGCGCGAUUAUGUCGUCCUUUGCUCGUUCGAGAAGAAUAAACGACGCGGCCUACAAACCACAUAUUAUGUUCAUGGAAGCAAAAGCAUAAAGGUAAAAAUAUCAUCAUGAUGACUCACUUCUUCGAGCUUUUUUUUACAUCGAUUUCAACACCAGACCCGGAGACUAUGUCGGUGAGCAGGCAAUCCUGAAGAGCGCCUACCGGAACGCGACCGUGAAGGCCUACGUGCCUAAGGAUGGCAAGCCAGCAAAAAGCCUGGUCUGCGGAGUGUUGACGAAGGCGGCCUUCGUUGCCAUGGACCUGAACCACAAGUUGGUCUUUCCCAGGCGCAAGGCCGUGCUGGCUAUCGAUGACGCUUUUGAGUCGCGCAUGGGCGAAGAGAAGCUACAAGCGAUGAGCACCAAGACCGCGGAGGAGGCGGAAUUCGUGCGACAGGCGAUCAAGAACAACAAGGUGAUCCACGACCUCAUCGAGUUGACCCCGGAGCACAUCGACGCUAUGGUGCGCGUGGCUUACAAGCAGAACGUCGCGGCCAAGGAGGUUCUCAUCCGCGAGGGAGACCUCUUCGCAACGCAGUUCUACAUAGUUGCGUCCGGCGCAUUCGAGUUCAGCAUUGCCGCCAAGAACGGCUCGGAACACGACAAACUGUUCCAGCACCAGAUGAUGCGUCAGUGCAAGCCCGGUGGCUCCUUCGGUGAGAUUGCACUGAUGUACCACUGCCAGCGCGAGGCCACCGCGACCUGCACCGAGGCGGCCACCGUGUGGGUGGUCGACCGCAUCGCCUUCAAGAACAUCCUCUACACGACCCGCCGCAAGCAGCUGUUGCAGUACGUGGACAUCAUUGGGUCCAUCCCGCAGUUCAACUGCUUGCUGAACGAUGAGCGCGAGGCCUUCGCCGAAGCGUUGUUCGAGAAGCACUUCAUCGCAGGCGAGUACAUCAUCCGCGAGCAGGAACUGUCCACUAUGUUCACCGUGUUGGUCAGCGGUGAGGUCGAAAUCGACGGAAAGCGCUACAACACCACCGAGAACCCGGGCUUCUUCUUCGGCGAGGAGAGUCUCCUGCGCGGCUCCGUGUCGCAGCACAGCGUGAAGUGCAUCUCUGAUGACGUGGUGGUCGCGUGCCUGUCCAAGCAUGACUUCGAACGCCUCCUAGGCCCGCUGGAGGACCUGAUGGCGGCGAGCAAGCAAGCGGGCAAGCCGCGAAGAUCCAAGGUUGAACUCGUGGACCACCCGAAGUCAGCUACUCUCGAUAUCAAGAUGAAUGAUUUGAAGCGCAUUGGCAUGCUUGGUUGCGGUGGAUUCGGAGCCGUCUCUCUGGAACAGCAUGCAAAAACGGGACAAUGCUUCGCGCUCAAGCAAAUGAGCAAGGCCUACGUCGUCAAGUGCAAGAUGCAGAAAUCCAUCAUGAACGAAAAGAACAUCCAGCUGAUGUGCAACUCGCCCUUCAUCGUCAAAUUGUAACCACAAUUUUUAAUAGUCAUUUCAUUUAGGCUUUUUCUCCUUCUACUUGUCGAACAAGAUGAAGGAGGUUUUGGUCUGGUCUUUGUUUUUCUUUGAUGAGUCACCAUCUAUUCGCCAUUAUUACCUAUAAAGAAAUGAGGUUCGCCUGCGCGCGAGGAUGGCGAUAGUGGGGCGAGUCUUAAUGAUUCACAUUUGUAAUGAACUUACCAAUCUCAAGUCUCCAUCUCAAUCUUUAUUUGAUUAUCAAUUUACCUUUAAAGUCUUGUUCUCUACCUGACCCAGGUAUCAAACCUUUAACCUCCCGGCACAUUUGUGCCUGCUUCUGGAGCCAGUUCUUGGAGGCGAGCUUUAUCACACUUACCAUAAGAGGAAAAUGCAUGGCGACAGCACCAGAGCUCGCUUCUACGCGGCAACGACAGUGAAAGCUUUCGCACACUUACACGAGAAGCAGGUACAGCUGAGUUAAUAUCUUUGAUCCACUGGCACGAGACGGAGAGUUUUAGCACUAGUGCUACGGAAUGUUUUGAUUUUGUGGUAAGCGUAGCUUGAAUAUGCAAUAUUUGCGCACGAAGUUUCUUCGAGGACAUACGCUAGUGUGAUUCCAAUCUUCUUAUAUAGAAGUCCUCGGGGAUGAUGAUAUUUAUGGGAUCGGAGGUAUCCGCAUCUUGCCCAAUAAAAGACUCAAAUCUAUCAUCAAUAUUGACUAGGAAUCAAUUAUACCAUCAAUCGAAGAGGAAAGCUUUUCAUCUUGGUCUCAACAACACAGGUGAUCUUCCGAGAUUUGAAGCCAGAGAACUUGUUGCUGGAUCACGAGGGUCGUUGCAAGUUGACGGACAUGGGUUUGGCGAAGCAGACCGCCAUUAAGACGUUCACCACGUGCGGAACUCCCGACUACUUCGCUCCGGAGAUUAUAGACCGUAAGGGACACCACGCAGGCGUCGAUUGGUGGACUUUGGGUGUGCUGGUGCACGAGCUGAUGUCUGGACAUGCGCCGUUUGAAGCCUCGCAGCCCGCUCAGAUUUACGCAAAAGUGCGCCGCGGUGUCAACCAGGUGAUGUUCCCGUACAAGGAAAGCGACCCCGGUGCGGUCGAGAUGGUCAAGGGCCUGUUGAAGAACGAGCCCCAGGAGCGUUUGCCGAUGCUUCCGGGAGGUGUGGACAACAUCCGCAGUCAUAGCUGGUACCAAAACGCCAAGUUCAGCUGGCCGGAAUUCGAAGCCAACAAGAUGAAGGUCCCUUACAAGCCAGAUGUCAAGGGCCCAACCGAUCUCAGCAACUUCAAAUGCCGAACUGAGGCUGACAUGCCCAAGCACUUCAACAUGGACUACAAAGAUCCGGGUGACGGUUGGGACAAAGACUUCUAA